AAUUGGAACCCCUUGCAACAGUUUAACUGCCGUUCAGCUUGAGAAGUCGGAAAAGAAUCGGAGCUGCAAACGUUGGCAAAUCGGAUCUCUUCUCUUUCAGCAACCAUGGCGGAACAGCCGCUGGACCUCUCCGCAACCAUUUCGGAACAACCGCUGGAGCUCGAGUCAUCACCAUCGGCAUCCCCACCAGGAGAAGAGGAAACCGAAGGAGAAGAAUCGCUUGGUAAAUUGGUAGCUGACUCUUCUUUUGAAAGGGGGCGGCAUGUGAUGUUCUUGCAGAUGAUGUACCAGAUGCUACCACAUCAUUACCAGUCUCAAGAGAUCAACCGCCUUACUCUGGCCUAUUUCGCCAUCUCCGGCCUCGACAUAGUCGGCUCACUAGAUACAGUGGACAGGGAUGAAGUUGCUAGUUGGGUUCUAUCUUUCAGAACUCACCCUGAAGAUAUUGCUGAAAUUAACUGUGGAGAAUUCUAUGGGUUUAAUGGUUCACGCUCUUCUCAAUAUCCUUCAGACGAUGCUGGGGGGGUCAGCGGUAAUCAUUGUCAUUUAGCAAGUACAUACUGUGCUUUGGCCAUAUUGAAGAUUGUUGGUUACAAUUUGUCCAAUAUUGAUUGGAUGCCAUUGUUAAUGACGAUGAGAAACUUACAAAAACCCGAUGGCAGCUUUUCUCCAAUUCAUAUUGGGGCAGAGACAGAUCUUCGGUUUAUUUACUGUGCUGCGGCCAUCUGCUUUAUGUUGGAUGAUUGGAGUGGGAUGGACAGGGAUAAAGCUACUGAAUACAUCUUAAAAUGCAAGGCAUAUGAUGGUGGCUUUGGUAUGACUCCAGGUGCAGAAUCCCAUGGUGGUGGUACUUAUUGUGCGGUUGCAUCCCUUCAACUAAUGGGAUCCAUUGGAGUUGAUCUUUUCUCCAGCUCUGCAAGUUCUUCCAUACUGGACAUUCCGCUAUUGCUGGAAUGGUGCUUACAGAGGCAAGCAUCAGAUGGCGGAUUUCAAGGUAGAUCAAAUAAGCCGAGCGACACUUGUUAUGCAUUCUGGAUUGGGGCGGUUUUGAAGAUCUUGGGGGCCGGCAAACUAAUCGACGAGAAAGCUUUACGUGGAUUUUUGCUCACCUGCCAAUCUGAGUAUGGUGGGUUCUCCAAGUUCCCAGAUGAGCUACCUGAUCUCUACCAUUCCUACUAUGGAUUCAUUGCCUUCAGCCUCCUGGAAGAACCCGGCCUCAAUUCAAUCUGCGUUGAGCUCGGAAUAACUGAUGCUGCUGCUUUGAGCAAAUGACCCCAACAUAUUAACGGCCACAUAAGGAAACCGACGGAACAGAGGACUCCUGGCAACUUGUGCUCCCCAGAGAGUGGUCAGAUAGGUUAUGUGACAUUGCUGAUUCACUGACAGUAGACAUAAACCAGAAAAAAUACCAGCCAUGAAGUACAGUUGGAUCAUCCUUCCAUCAUGCAUUUGGGGACAAGGAUUGUCCAUUGUGUAGAAUUGUACCAAGUGUAUUAUGUAUGUAGCAUAGAAAUUUAUCUGGUACUACUUGAGAUCAGUUUACCGGCGAACCAAGAAUCGGACAUAGACGAUAUGGUAUAUUCCAGUUUAGGCAUCUGCACUCGAUCUACAAUCUUUCUCUUAGCCAUGUUAAGACAAGGAAAUUAAUCAGUUACAGUCAAACGUGAAUGAAUCAUUACUUGAAAAUGAGAAACAAUUAAGGUUUCUGUUAAUGAUGCUUAGGCAGAAAUGGUGCAAUACAGAGACCCCCUCAAUUGGUUAAUCAAUGUGCAAAGGCAGAAUUGAUGCAAAAUUUUGAACCUUUCGGCCUCAGCAGGAACUCCCCACCCACCACGGAGGCAGGAGGGGACACACCUUCACGGGGCUUUGUUGUUUAGGAAAAUGUCCAAAACGAAAUCAAGCCAGAUUCAGAAUGUCACUAAAAGCUCAGUGUAUUUCCAACUUUGUAUAAUUAUCCUCCUGAUUUGAGACUCUCAGACUGAAGAUGGCCCUCUGAUGUUGAUCACACGGCUCCAAAUAUACCAUUCGAUGUCGAUCACCUCGUGCUGAAGCAAUAAUGGUUUAGCAGCUUAGUGGAGCUGGUUUGGAGGAUUGUGGCCCAGGGAGAAGUCCCCAUGCUACAAUAACUAAGCGUAGCAGCAGACAGUGCAGCAGGAUUAGGACAUGAUAGAUGGGCAAUAAGUGAAGUGAGAGUGAAUAAAACGUUGUGGUGUUCUUUGAUCAUGAUCAUGCUUUCUGUCGUCAUAGGCAUGGAUUGGAGGGUGAGAGUGACUAAAAAGUGAUUGGGUGACGCUCUUCUGUGCUUUUGAGAGAUACCCUUAUUCCUUCCCUUUUCCUUUCCUUUUUGGGUACAGAUUGGUAUCAGCACUUCCUAUACAGAUACAAAUAUGAUCAUCUUUUAAGUUUUAACUACUUCUAGAU
Messenger RNA from Linum tenue, 2421 nucleotides. The record is from the annotation of a GenBank genome assembly. Lineage: Eukaryota; Viridiplantae; Streptophyta; Magnoliopsida; Malpighiales; Linaceae.